AUGACCCCGAUAGAAUCUGCCCCAACAAACCCAGAUGGAUGGGUCGAGAUCGCCGCUGGGCCGGAAACCGAGAAGCUGGCCGGGAAAGUAGCUUUGGAAGCUGCAGGACAUUCUUCCUUGCUCUUGUACAACUGGAAUUUGCUGGGACAGAUCUUGGACCGGCACGAGGACUCCUUGCGGAAACGGUGGAUCAAAAAGACGAAGGUAUGGAGGAAAACAAUUUUAUCCAAGGCUUGGUAUCCAAAUAUGCCGUUGUGCCAUAGGCCGGACAUCGACCACCUUGCGACGGAAAAGAAGAAACUUUUAGAAGAGGGAAUAUUAGUCAAAAGGCCAGUGAACACUUUCAUAUGGCCAUACAUCAACAUGGAGGACUUGAUCCGCGACAAACCUAUUCUUUGCUUACUCAACACCCGCGCUCGCUACUCCCCUGCCACGUUCGUCGAUCACGAGUUGGAAUUCUGCCGUCUAGGGCUUGACACUGACACGAUUGUCCCCCCUUUGAAAUUGAAUGGUUACACAAUGCACCUAGACGGAGAGACCGUCGAAUCCUAUGGCAAGCUGGUGGCUUGGGGUGACAACAGCAACCCGAGAGCCGGCUUCAAGCCUGGUGAUGGAAUGUUGAUAUUGGAAAUUCAGGAACAAGUGAUGGAAUUUCUUGUCAAGUGGUGUGAAGCAGUCCUCAACAAGCCAGCAGACGUUUUGGUUAGCCAAUUUCCUAUCGGACCAAGGCUGGGGCCCGUUGUGAUCGUUUCCCAGUGGCCAACCAUCGAGAUCCUAGCUACAUACGCUCCUUACGUAAUUCCUGUAGAAACCAAUUUCUACCGCCUGAAAGACUUUAUAAACGCCAGGUAUUCUGCUGCGCAAGACCAUAUCUGGGCAUUGAGGGAGGAUCCGGGAUAUUUCCAGGAUACUGUUCUUCAGUACAGCGAACAUCGAGCAGAACUCAUCCUCGAUUCUAUAGGGAAUGUUCAUUGGACUUACGAUAACCCUCAAUUCUGGGACCGAACGCUGUCAACCGUGGUGGACAAUGCUUACCGUGCCGUUGCCGUCUGGGAUGUUCUUGCUAAACAAGUCCGGCUUGUGAUAAGUCUUCAAAAGAAAUAUGCAAGAGAACUUGACCCCAGAUAUCCAUUGCCACCAGAGUACAGAAAACAUGUACAGCUGCUUAGAGGUCUGCUACUUCACUCUAGCAAAAACCCACACACGAACAUGAAUAACAUGCUACCUGCAUCUCCACGAGUACGGAACCUCUGGGAACGUGAGAACCUGAAUGGGAAAGUGAUGGCGAAGAUUCGAUGUGAUAUUGAUGAGGAGCGUGAUCCACUGCUGUGGGUAUACCUUAAACUACAGAAUGAUGACGAGUAUCACCGCUACGGCCAUAAAGAUCUGGUCGACGAAAUGGAGAAGCUCGUAUUUGCUCAGCCGGAACAAAACGAAAGAAUAUCCCUCUUAGUCGCUGGGCAAUUUUCCGAUCUUGGGCUCAGUGUGCUCAUGCAGCAUGAAAUCGAAAAUUAUCAUCCAUGGGCCGCUGAGUUCAAAUCGGAUCAAUCAAGUGACAUCUGGAUCAUCGGGCAGCUGCCUCAACUCUAUUCACAUGUGCUCGAGUUUGGCCGACACCGGUUGUCUUUUACUCUUAACAAAGUUGGCCACCCUUUCCGCUCAGAUUUCUCCUACCCAUGCGAUCAACAUCAAACUAGGGAUAAUGCUAUAACUAUGUGGAGAGCAGAGAAAAAUCUUGAUAUUUUCUGGGAAGAGGUGGACAAGCAAUAUGAGGCGAUGACAGGAAAAGCACUGAACGAAACGUUCGCCCAUCAUUUUUCAGUCAAGCACGAGCUGGAGCGCAUGCCGGAGUGGAUUGAACCCUAUAAAGAAGACUUCAUUGAGAUGGAUGGACGUAAUGAGGUAAAGGUAAAAGCUAAGGAUCUUACCAAGACCAUAUCUUCUCUGAAGCGUCAGAACAAGAACUCUCCAACAAACUAUGCUGCAAGCCAGGCGGUUCUCCUUGAUACCAUGAAAGGGGUGUUCAAGCUUGACCCGCGAGCUUUUCGGGUAUUCAAAGCCCUUUUCCACACGCCAUCCGAUGAGGAUGGGCCGGAAGCCAUAAGCUGGGGUGACUUUCUUUACUUCAUGUCUGCAAUGGAAUUUUCGCCUUUGAAACUCUGCGGUAAUCUUUGGCACUUCAGCAAUCGUUUUAUACGCCCCAUCCAGUUUUUUGCACCUCAGCCAGACUCGAGGGUCUUCCUUCGAGCUGCAAUGCGCAUGGGGAGGCGGCUGAGGCGGACUUAUGACUGGAAUCCUGAGAUGUUUGUAUUGGAUAAUGGAAAGGGAAAGGGCAAGUCAUCGUGA
Molecule: messenger RNA, 2346 nt
Organism: Hyaloscypha bicolor E
Lineage: Eukaryota; Fungi; Ascomycota; Leotiomycetes; Helotiales; Hyaloscyphaceae
Exons: 2
Coding region: 1-2346 (781 amino acids)
Source: RefSeq, a predicted model, not a curated record